AUCAACCAGUUUUCCUCUGUUUAGAUUCUCACCGAAGUUUGUCUCCGGCGCCAUAACAGAAAGUAUACGCAUUGGAGAAGGGGCAAAUUAAUUAAAUUAUGCUACGAUACUUCAGAUUAUCGCGACGCUGCUUUCGCCUCCACCUGCUCCGCCGCGCCUCCUCCUCUUCUGGAAAUUCCGAUAUUCCUGCCGAAUCCCUCGCCCAUCUGAAGAAUUCCCAACCUGCCCCUCCCCCGCCCGCCCUCCACCACAGUUACUUUCCCCCCUCUAUUCCCUCCUCCUCCGCCUUCCUCUCCAAGACCUCCUUGAUCGCCGCCCUCUCCGCCGCCACCAUUCUCGCAGCCUACACCGUCUCGCCCUCCAUCGACGCCCCCGUUUCGGAGCACCGCGCGAGAUGGAAAUCGAUGUAUUCGGAGGUCGAGGCCGGCAUCGAGAGAUCGAACGACUCGAUUAACAGGAUUCUGAACAAGAUGAAGCAGACCGGAGUCGCGGCGUCCAUUCUAUGGCAGUCGUUGAGGUCGGUGAUGUCGUCGGCGAAUCACGAGGUUAGGCGGGGUCGAGCUCCGGUGGCGGCUUUGUUGGCUGACAUUGUGGCGGCCAGCGAUACCGGAGCUUCUUCUAUGUUGAUGUUCUGUAUUUCCAUGGUAAUGCAGCAAUCCAGACGUAGUUCUUUCGUUGUUUCUGAUAGAGGCAAGAGUAUGCUUGUCGCAGCAAUUAUGGAUGUUGUCACUUCCGACUGUGAAAGCAUAGACAAGUCAUCAUUUAAACCAUUGCUACCGAAAAAUGCCGAAAUCAGAGAUAUUGCAGCAGCUAUAGAAGUAAUUGAAGAGGGCAGCAUGCAUUGGGAUGAGCAGAAUGGUGAUGAAGAAGAUGAUGAUGACGAUGAUGGUGGAAAAGGAAUAAAGGGUAUCGGAAUCAAGGUUCUUGGAGGUACCACAGUUUUGGGGCUUUCGGGAACUGGCGGUUAUGCUGACGUGGAGCAUUCCGAUUCGUACAACUCAAUGACGGUAAAUGACGCACCAAGUAAUCUUUUAUUCCACAAAAUAAAUGAAAGUUCCCAUGCACAAGCAAAGUUGUCAUCUGCUGUAAUUCCUGGCCUUUGGGAUGAUUUGGAUUCUGAACAUGUGGCUGUUCCGUUUGCUGCAUGGGCAUUAGCUAACUGGGCAAUGGCUUCUGAAGCCAAUAGGGGUCAUAUCCAAGAGCUGGAUAGGGAUGGGCAUGCAGUUAUGAGUGCAUUGAUGGCGCCUGAGAGAUCGGUAAAAUGGCACGGGAGUUGGUUGGCUCAGUUGCUUUUAGAGGACCGAAAUCUGCCUUUAAAUAAUUCUGUUGCAGAUUGGAGCUCUAGUCUUCUUUCCACUAUUUCUCAAGCUAGCCGAACUCAGGAUAUACCUCUGGCUCAAGUGGCUUUGUCUGCAUUGUUGGUUUCUAUUGAUAGAAGCCCUGAAUCUCAGGAAGUAGUGAUGGAUAAAGGUCUUCAUUCAAUGAGAGAAGCAGCUAAGCAAACGGUGAAGCAUAAAUCUGUCCAAGAAUCACUGGCGAAAGCUUUAGAACUAAUCACUUCCAGGGAACUUCAUAUGUCUCUCGAAGAGAGUCAGAAAUGGUCAGCCAUUUUACUUCCAUGGGUAUUUGGAAAACUUUCGUCUGAUACGAUUCGUUCAUCUGCUAUAAAUAUUCUUUCACACAUUCUUGAAGAUUAUGGGCCAUCCUCUGUUCCGAUUUCUCAAGGAUGGUUGACUAUCUUACUCAUGGAUACACUGAGCUGCAGAAAGUCGACUUUAACAAAAGAAAGUGCUCAGCUUACAAAUGAGAAAGUGAAGACACAAAUUGAUCUGUCAAAUGUUGUUUCUGCAACUCAGACUGCAAAUCAGUUGGCAAGUGCUGUUGUUAAUUUAGCAGGAUCACAGCUGGGAACGGCUAUUGAAAGUGCUGAUACAUUUCCACUGGCCGACCUUCUCUUCCUUGAACCCUUUGCUGGAUUAUAUAAAAAUCUAAAGAAGGACAAAGUGCCAAAGGUAACUGCUGCCGAUUCUGCACUGGCAACUCUUAAAGGCAUCAAAGCACUGACGGAAAUAUGUGCCGAAGAUCCUUUGUGUCUGCAGAAAAUAACUGACUUUGGAGUACUAUCUUUACUUAGGCGCCUCUUGUUGGAAGAUGAUUAUGAACAACUUGCUGCAAUUGAAGCAUAUGAUGCAUCACGUGCUAACGAGGCACAAGAACGGGCCCCACCUUCAACCGGUGAUUCUACGGUAGUUGAUUCGCACAACCCUUCAAAUUUACGAGUUCCAGCUACUGCUCACAUUAGGAGGCAUGCGGCGCGUCUGCUUACUGUUCUUUCUGUUCUUCCACACGUACAGAAAGCAAUUGUAUCAGACAAAUCUUGGUGUAAAUGGCUCGAGGAAUGUGCCAGAGGGCAGAUUCCUGGCUGCAAUGAUCUUAAAAUUCAGAGUUAUGCGAGGGCAACGUUAUUAAAUGCGUUUUGUAGUGAUCCAGCCAGUUGGAAGUCUGAAAUUGUUGGUGUUCCUGAUGGAAGUUCUUUGAACAAAAAACAACAACAGUGCCCUCAAUAUGCUGAUAUGAUAUUUUUGAUUAACCCUGAAUUGCCUCACUGGAAGUGUAUAGAACAAAAAACGUCGAACUCUGUUGAUAAUGCAGCAGUUGAUGACGAUUCUGCUGAGAGCGAGAAUAGGGCGUUGUCGAGAACUUUGGAGAACGAUAAUCCUCCUGCUUCUACUUCUGGUUCCGGAAGCUUCUCGAAUAUGGAGUUUCCUCCAUUGGAUAUUGUUUUUGUCCAUGGCCUUCGUGGAGGUCCCUUCAAAACAUGGCGGUUAUCCGAGGACAAGUCAUCGACAAAGUCUGGCCUUGUUGAGAAGAUUGAUGAAGAAGCUGGGAGACAAGGAACAUUUUGGCCAGGAGAAUGGCUUGCAGCUGACUUUCCUCAUGCCCGUUUGUUUAGUCUGCGAUACAAGACAAAUCUUACACAAUGGUCUGGAGCCAGUCUUCCUCUUCAGGAAGUGAGCUCCAUGCUGUUAGAAAAACUAGUUGAUGCUGGCAUUGGGGAUCGACCGGUUGUAUUUGUAACUCAUAGCAUGGGAGGCCUGGUUGUCAAGCAGAUGUUGUAUCAAGCAAAGGCAGAGAACAAGGGUAAUUUUGUCAACAACACAGUGGGAAUUAUUUUCUACAGCUGCCCGCAUUUUGGCAGCAAGCUCGCGGACAUGCCUUGGCGCAUGGGUCUUGUAUUACGUCCUGCACCCACAAUUGGAGAAUUGAGAAGUGGAUCGCCUAGGUUGGUAGAGCUUAAUGAUUUUGUCCGUCAACUUUACAAGAAGAAGUUGAUCGAUGUCCUAAGUUUUUGUGAGACAAAGGUAACACCGAUCGUAGAAGGUUACGGAGGAUGGGCCUUCCGAAUGGAGAUUGUACCCAUGGAAUCUGCCUAUCCUGGAUUCGGUGAACUUGUAGUGUUGGAUUCGACGGACCAUGUAAAUUCUUGCAAGCCAUUAAACAGGGCUGAUCCAUCCUAUAAAGAUACUUUAGAGUUCUUACAAAAGCUGAAAUCACAUUAUACUACAAAAGAUUCUUCUGUACAUUAGCCCUCCGUCACAGGAUUACAGUGAGAUACUCGAGCCCCGUUUUUUGUUGGCUCUGCAGAUCAAUUAGCCAAUACUUGAUGAAUGAACACUUGGAAGAGAAAAAAAAAUUGUGUAUAGAAGAUUUUUCUUUUAGAUUAGUUUCAUAAGUCACGAUUCUUGGUACAAAAUUCAGUAAGUUUUAGGAUAUGGAGGAAUAGUUACUGCCCUUUUUACUUGUAAUUAUUCAAUCAGAUGAACUACGGCCACCCCUGAGGUAAUGUCAAAUUAUGAGAAACCCA
Messenger RNA from Erythranthe guttata (spotted monkey flower), 3865 nucleotides. The record is from RefSeq and is a predicted model, not a curated record. Lineage: Eukaryota; Viridiplantae; Streptophyta; Magnoliopsida; Lamiales; Phrymaceae.